Messenger RNA from Biomphalaria glabrata, 1547 nucleotides. Its product is annotated as 3-oxoacyl-[acyl-carrier-protein] reductase FabG-like. The record is from RefSeq and is a predicted model, not a curated record. The coding region runs from base 182 to 976 and encodes 264 amino acids. Gene Ontology annotation, molecular function: oxidoreductase activity. The transcript has 4 exons. NCBI's taxonomy places the organism in Eukaryota, Metazoa, Mollusca, Gastropoda, Planorbidae.
GGAGAAGUAGCUUCAAACUUAUCAGCUGGUCAAUAGAUCUAGACAUAAUUCUGAACAACGGGGAUAUAUUUUGUUUAACAAUACAGUUGCCAGUCAUUUCGAUAGAAGAGAUACCACACACAAGACAACAUUGGCCUAGAUCUUUCUAUUGAACCCAUAGCAGUCACCGAAAGAGAAAUAAAUGAACAUGUCCAAAGAUUUCAAAGAUAAAGUGGUUGUUAUUACCGGUGCCAGCUCCGGCAUCGGAGAGUGCACCGCCAUCUUGUUUGCUCAGCACGGCGCUAAUGUUGUUCUGUGUGGGAGAGAUGAACGAAGACUGUCGUCUGCUUUGCAAAAGUGUCUAGAAAAAAGUGGCGGGAACUCUGACAAGUUUUUAAUUAUACAAGGAGAUCUGAGUGAUGCAAGUGUCAGACAAAAGAUUAUUCAGCAAACCGUGGAUAAGUUUGGCCGCUUAGAUAUACUGGUACCCAAUGCAGGCAUCAUACUGGAAGAAUCCAGCAUCGCACGGGCCACGGAGGACGCCUUUGAUCAGAUCAUGAAUGUAAAUGUGAAAGCCGUGUUUUUCUUGAUUAAAGAAGCGAUUCCCCACCUGGAGAAAACAAAAGGCUGCAUUGUGAAUGUCUCGUCCACAGGCAGCACACUGGUCUAUCCUGACGAGAUCAUUUACAGCAUGUCUAAGGCAGCCGUAGAUCACAUGACUAGAACAUUUGCUCUGGGUCUGGCCCCGAAAGGGAUUCGAGUGAAUGCUAUCAACCCCACACUUGUCAAGACCAAUGUCUACAGGAGCUACAACGCAGAGGGCGUGGCGACGUUUAUGGAGGACUACGGGCGCCUGCACCCUCUGCACGGCAGGAACAGCACCUGCGAGGAGCAAGCCAACGUCAUCUUGUUCCUGGCCAGCUCUGACGCAAACUUUGUAACCGGGGAAUGUAUCAAAGUGGAUGGAGGUAUCACACUCAGAGGAGCGUCCAACUGAGACAGAGCUUGUUAACCCUUUAAGAUUUGAGGACCACCGAUGACACAGUCUGUGUUGAAUCUCCACUAAACACAGAGUCGUUGUCUAUUUGUGUAGUGACCAUACGGUCUUAUAUAUUCUACAUAUGCAGAAUUGAUACCAUAGCUAGCACUGUGAGUUCUGUCUUUAAGUCUAUAACAUUGAAGAUAACUUGAAAACUUAUAGUCAGAUUUCUUAUUGAAACUAUUAAAACUCAUUGUUUUCAUAUGAAAAGCAUAGCAUUUGUUAUAAUCUAGAUCUAGACUUAGAUCAAGACUUAGAUCUAGAAAUAGACUUAGAUCUAACUCUAAAUCUAGACUUAUUAGAUCUAUUUCUAGACAUAAGCUUAGAUCUUGAGUCUAGAUUUAGAUCUAAAACUAUGUCUAGUUUGUAUGACAAUGCCAAUGGAGAUGUUAAUUUUUAUUUGCAAGGGGAAAGUCUUGUAGUCAUUUGUACACAAUUGUAGCUUAACGUAGGUCAAGUAUUAUUUUUUUUCGUGUUGCCAAUUUAUCCAAUAUUGUUAGAAGAAUAAAUCUUUUUUAGUUUCUCUUUA